GUACUACUGAUCUCCCAUUAACAGUAGAGGGAGUUGAGAUGGACAAAAUUUGGAAGGGCAUCCACGCACACUUUGACCAUGGUGAGCAUCAACGAUCACUGAUUCACUGUUUCAGUAGUACUACUCCCUCUCUGUCUCACCGUCGAUCAUUAAUUAAACUCACAUUACAAAUGACAGCCCUAGCUUCUCCCAAUUGCAACGUCUCUCUCUCCCCCGGUUUUGUCCACCUCCGACCUACUCAAACCUCAACCCUCUCUCUCUCUCUCUCUCUCUCUCUCUCUCUCUCUCUCUCUCUCUCUCUCUCUCAUGGCUGCGCCUACCAUUCAUGGCGUGAAGGUGGUGGAGCACUGCCGAGUCCAUCCCUCACCUCCUCUCCCUCCACCCACAUCUCUUCCUCUUACUUUCUUCGACAUCCCAUGGCUUCUCUUCUCCCCCCACCAACCCCUCUUCUUCUACCACCUUCCCUCCUUCUCCACGGCCACCGCCGCCGCCACCCUCCCCGCUCUCAAACACUCCCUCUCCCUCACCCUUCGCCACUACAACCACCUCGCUGGCCACCUCUGCGCCCCACCCUACCCCGCCAGCCCCCGCAUUGUCUACUCCCAAGCCGACUCCGUCCCCCUCACUUUCGCUGAAUCCUCCGGCGACUUCCACCACCUCUGCGGCCACAGCUCCAGAAACGCCGCUGACUUCCACCCCCUCGUGCCUCAGCUGCUGCCCUCAUCACGCGACCCUCACACGAUUCCACUGCUCGCCGUGCAAAUCACGUUGUUCCCUGGCGCCGGCGUGUCCAUUGGACUCGCUUUUCACCAUGCGGCCGGCGACGGGAGAACGUUCGACAACUUCAUGAAGACGUGGGCCGCAAUUUGCAGGUCCGAUGGUGAAGUGACCGUUUUGCCCUCGCACGACCGGAGCUUGAUCAUCGACCGCCGUGGGCUCGAGGGAAUUCUCUUGAAGCAAUGGAGAGACUCGCCGGGAAAUUACACUAAGAGGACCCAAGUCCGUGACAUGGUUCGGGCCACCUGUGUGGUGGGUCCGACUGACAUGGACAAGAUCAAACGCUGGAUCAUCACUCAGAAAAGUAACUCGGCCCAACUUCUCCUCUCCAACUAUGUUGUAACAUGUGCGUUUGUAUGGGUCUGUUUGGCAAAAGCCAAAGCAGAGGGCAAAAACGAAAAAAUGAGCACUGAAGGUCCGGUUUUCUUCGGGUUUGUUGCGGGCGGGUUAGCGCGGUUGGACUACCCGAUCCCGGCCACAUAUUUCGGCAACUGCGUCGCGUUCGGGCGGGCCACAGUGAAAAUGGGGGAGUUGGUGGGAGGUGAUGGCGUGGUGGCUGCCGCCAAAGCCAUCGGAAGCUCCAUUGAGAAGUUGAAUAGAGGAGUUUUGGAGGGUGCAGAGAGGUGGAUUCCGGAUUGGGAGCUGAUGGUCGGGUCGGAGCUCCACAUGACGGUUUCCGGGUCGCCAAAAGUGGGCCUUUAUGAGAUGGAUUUCGGGUGGGGAAGGCCCAAGAAGAUAGAGGAUAUUUCAAUUGAUGGAAUGGGGGCAAUUUCUUUGACAGAGAGUAGGGAAAUCAAGGGAGGCAUUGAGAUUGGCUUGGUUCUCAAGAGGGCCACUAUGUAUGCUUUUACUUCUUUUUUUGAAGAGGGUCUCAAGGUUUUCCAAUAAGCCACUCCUUGUAGCCAUUGAAUUUUAAUAUCCCUAUGCGUAUUUAUUAAUUAUUUAGUUAUUUUUAUUUUUAUUUA
Molecule: messenger RNA, 1742 nt
Organism: Malania oleifera
Lineage: Eukaryota; Viridiplantae; Streptophyta; Magnoliopsida; Santalales; Ximeniaceae
Product: malonyl-coenzyme A:anthocyanin 3-O-glucoside-6''-O-malonyltransferase-like
Exons: 1
Coding region: 307-1665 (452 amino acids)
Source: RefSeq, a predicted model, not a curated record